AUGGUCACUGAAACUAUUAUCGACACGGCUCCAGGUGAUCCUGGAAAAUCACCUCAAGCUGAAGUUAAAUCAUACCCCUUGGACGGUGUGGAGCUCGACUCCGUCUCCAAUGAGGAUCUAGCAAAACUUCUCUUCACGGCGCCUGUUCUGUAUGAAGCCGGCAGCAACAGAAUUGUGCGAAUCUCGAAAGAAAUGGUUUUAAAGGGCUCUGGCACAGUAUCGAAAUGUGAAGGCGAAACACAGCGAUUCGCCGCAGCUCAUGGAUUGCAAGUGCCAACAGUUCAUCGCAUCUUUUCUCUAAUAGGGUUUUACCCAGGCUGGCCCGAAGAGACAGGUUGGUUUAUGGUCAUGGACUUCGUACCCGGUACCUCACUUGAAGAUGCCUGGCCAGAUCUAGACACAGAAGCGCGUGAGUCUGUUACGGCCGAGGUUGCCGAGAUGAUCAACAAAAUGCAAUCGCUCGACUUAGUUGGCAUGCCUCCGGGCCCUAUCGGACAUGAAGGGGACGAGCCGUGGCGGGGUCCUUACUUCACUGCUUACGGAACAGGGCCUUUCCGUACUUUGAAAGAGAUGGAGGAUUGGUACAACCAUAAAUUAGACGUAUGCAUACGACUCACACAGGCGAAAGCCGACGUUCCACGAUUUGCCUUCGAGAGAGCGGUGCUUACGCAUCAAGAUAUUGCUCCACGAAAUCUCGUUAUUAGAGAUGAAGACCAAAAGAUAUGUCUCAUUGAUUUUAGCAUGAGCGGAAUUUAUCCGGUUGGCUUUGAGCAAGCUGCUUUGGCAAGGCAGGCUUUCGGCAAGUGGGACAAAGAAUUCAGAGAGAUGGUUCUUUCAAAGCUGGCAUACCGAGGAGAUCUAGAGCUACGACAACUCAGAAAUGUCAUGUAUGGUCUCACCACGGGAGUUCUCCUGUAA
Messenger RNA from Colletotrichum truncatum, 918 nucleotides. Its product is annotated as C6 zinc finger domain protein. The record is from RefSeq and is a predicted model, not a curated record. Lineage: Eukaryota; Fungi; Ascomycota; Sordariomycetes; Glomerellales; Glomerellaceae.